AUGGGCCGCUACUGCGGCGCCGCCAUUGAGGAGGCGGGCGCCAAGCAGGCCUAUGGCGCGGCACGGCGGGCCAACCGCUUUGUGAAGAAGGACGGCCACUGCAAUGUGCGCUACGUCAACGUGAGCGAGAAGGGCCAGCGCUACCUGGCGGACAUCUUCACCACCUGCGUGGACGUGCGCUGGCGCUGGAUGCUGCUGAUCUUCUGCUCGGCCUUCCUGCUGUCGUGGCUCUUCUUCGCCUGCGUCUUCUGGCUGUUGGCCGUCUUCCACGGCGACCUCGAGGCGCACGGGACCGGCCACAAGUGCGUCUCUAACGUGGGCACCUUCACGGCCGCCUUCCUCUUCUCGGUGGAGACGCAGACCACCAUCGGCUACGGCUACCGCUACGUGACGGACGAGUGCCCGGCCGCCGUCUUCGCCGUGGUCUUCCAGAGCAUCGUGGGCUGCGUCAUCGACGCCUUCGUUAUCGGCGCCAUCAUGGCCAAGAUGGCCAAGCCCAAGAAGAGGAACGAGACGUUGGUUUUUAGCCACAACGCCACUGUAGCCGUGAGGGACGACAAGCUCUGCCUGAUGUGGCGGGUGGGCAACCUGCGCCGCAGUCACCUGGUGGAGGCCCACGUACGAGCGCAGCUCCUGCGCUCGCGCACCACCGCCGAGGGCGAGUACAUCCCUCUGGACCAGACGGACAUGGACGUGGGCUUCGACAGCGGCGUGGACCGCAUCUUCCUGCUGUCGCCCAUCACCGUGGUGCACGUCAUCGACGAGGACAGCCCCCUGUACGGCAUGUCCGAGCGGGACCUGCGCUCCUGUGACAUGGAGGUGGUGGUCAUCCUCGAGGGCAUGGUGGAGGCCACCGCCAUGACCACGCAAUGCCGAAGCUCCUACGUGGCCGGCGAGAUCCUGUGGGGGUACCGCUUCGAACCCGUGCUCUUUGAAGAGGACGACCACUACAAAGUAGACUACUCGCGCUUCCACGCCACCUACGAGGUGCCCGGCACGCCGCGCUGCAGCGCCCGCGAGCUGGCCGAGAGCAAGUACGCGCCGUCCGCAUCGGGGUCGUUCUGCUACGAGAACGAGGUGGCCGUCGACGCCCGGGAGGAUACGGACGAGGGCAACGGUGGCAGUGUCGGCCCGGACGCCGAGCGUGACGGGGAAGCCGACGCCCCGCCUGGGCGGGAGUCGGCCAUUUGA
This is a messenger RNA of Nerophis lumbriciformis (worm pipefish), 1191 nucleotides long. The record is from RefSeq and is a predicted model, not a curated record. NCBI's taxonomy places the organism in Eukaryota, Metazoa, Chordata, Actinopteri, Syngnathiformes, Syngnathidae.